GAACUGAAAAGGGUACAAGGAGUAGUGACAAGACUUUGCCAUGAUUAUGGGAUGAUAGAUGACAUGAUAGUCUUCUCAAAGGAUGUUGUUACAAAAAACAUGUUGCUGGCUAUUGGACAAGAAGUUACUGCCACUGUGGAAGAGGAUAAAACAUCGGGUGGCCUGAAGGCUGUCAGGGUAAGAGGUGAAGAUAAAUGGAAAGACAAUAGGAAGAAUACGCAAGAAGUCUCCAGUCUUACUUGUGAUGCYUCUGAACUAAAUAGGAAAACGUUAAUUGGUAGUAUUACCUCUCUCUCUGCGGAUGGCGGCUAUAUUAAUCAGAAUACUUACUUUGCAAUGCAAGACGUCUGGGAAGAUUUCAAACCUUGUGAAGGUGACUGGGUGCAAGCAAAAUAUUUUAUUAACUCGGCAACAUGGAAGAGCGAAGCAGUUGCUGUAAGGCCUUUGAGGUAUAAACAAGUAAACAAGGUUCGCAUUUCCAGCAUCUGUGGAAGAACUGGGACAGUAGAUGACAGUAUAUUUUUUACCUUGGAUUCACUGAGACUUCCUGAUGGUUAUUCACCUCGUAGACAUGAUCUAGUGAACACAAUUGUGGUGGAGAGCAGUCAAUCCUGUUACAUUUGGAGAGCUCUCUGCUUGGUGCCAGUCAGCCAGGAUGGACAAUCUCACUCUAAUGGAGCUAAUAUGGAUGAGCCUUAUGAAGACUUAAUGAGAGACAAAGGAGAGUUGAAYGUAUCAAGAAUGACUAAUUUUGGAACUCUGAAGCAGGGGGAAUCUAAAAGAAUGAUCAUUUGGAUAGAGAACAAAGGGAGUGUACCACAAUCCUUAAUCAGCUGCAGAUUAGCUGGAUGGGUGAAAGACAAGCAAUUCAGUGUUGAGAUUCCUCAAAAAUGUGAGAACACUCCAGAAGAAUAUCUGCCAUCUUUUCCAAUAAAUCAAGAAAACCUCUCAAAAGCUGCAGUUAAUUCAUGUAGCAACAGUGGAGGAACAACACAUGAGUCAUUGAACCAUACAUCCAUUAUGAAAAAUGGAGUCAUUCCAGAAGGAAUGUAUUUUCAAGACACAAAUUUGUCAAGGACAGAAGAAAACAUUUCCUUGGUGAAGGAUGAAAAACUACAGAAUGGAGGGAGUGAAGAAAAUGGCCAUGUGGAGCAACCAAUUAAGCACAGCAGUAUUACUGCAGAAAUUGUGGUACCACCAGGCGGAAAAAUUUUUGUAGUGAUCAUAUGUACAGCUGUGAUUCACGGACACAGUAAAGAGCUCCUGUUGCUUGGCUUUUCUGAUUUUACUGUUGGCCGCUAUAUUGAAGCCACUGUAACAAAUGAAGAAGAAUUGCUUAUAGCACCUGUACAACCUUUUUCUCCAAGAAAGCCUAAAAUUAUUCCAGAUUCUCAGCCAAGGAAGACAACAGUGGCUGGCCCUAAACAAAAAAGUAGUAAAAGAAGAUGGUGUUCAAACUUUCUCCCACAUUAUACUAUACCRGAUGAGUUAAGAAAAUGUGUGGAACAGCAGUUAGACAUACUGACCUUUCAGCCCCUCCUAGCAGAGCGUCUUAAUCUAAGUAAUUAUAAAGCAAACUUUUCUACUCUUUUAUGGCUUGAAGAGAUCCAAGCAGAAAUGGAUUUAAAGGAUUACUACAUGAGUGGGGUUACUUUAAAAAGGAAUGGGAACUUGUUAGUGCUGGAAGUGCCAGGAGUAGAAGAGGGCAGACCUCGCUUGGUUCCAGGUGACAAGGUGAUACUGAAAAGUCAAGUCUACUCGGAGCAUAUAAUAGAGUACAUUGCCUAUGUUGCUGAGAUACAUGAUGAAGAUGUUACUCUGAAGGUUAAUGUGGACUUUGAACGGACUUACAACUUGGAACCCAUGGAUGUGGAAUUUGUUCAUUGCAGGAUUCCUAGCAGGCGAUGCCAGUUGGCUAUUCAGCAAGCUCUCUACUUGGGUGAAAAAGUGUUAUUUCCAGAAAAGCUUGUGUUACAAUCACCACAAGCUUUCAAGUCCCAGAAUACUACAGAGUAUUGUGCUGCUGAUGAUGGUCUUAAACAAUCUUCACAACAGGAAAUUGGUGAAACUGUGGCACUUAAACAGRGAGAUGGUGAAUUUUUCAAUCCUAUGCUGAAUGUGCAACAGAAACUGGCAGUGAAAAGAAUACUGAGUGGUGAAUGUCGCCCAACACCUUAUCUUCUCUUUGGACCACCAGGAACUGGAAAAACAGUAACAGUAAUUGAAGUUAUUUUACAGAUACAUUUUACUCUCCCAGACAGUCGGAUUUUGGUAUGUGCACCCUCAAAUGCUGCAACAGAUCUGAUUUGCUUGCGGCUGCAUCAAAGCAAUCUAUUAAAACCAGGAAUGAUGGUCCGAGUUAAUGCUGCCUUCAGGUCAGCAGAGCAAAUUGAUGACAUGGUGAAACCUUACUGCAAAGAUGGUGAUGAUAUUCAGAAAGCAUUGUGGUCCAGGAUUGUAAUUACAACAUGCAGCAGUGCAGGAUUGUUGUAUCAAACAGAUACUCGGCUUGGACACUUCACUCACGUGAUUCUGGAUGAGGCAGGGCAAGCAAGUGAACCAGAGAGUCUGAUUCCUAUUGGGUUGAUCUCAGAAGCUGAUGGACAGAUAAUUCUGGUUGGAGAUCCAAAGCAGUUGGGGCCAGCAAUAAAAUCUAAACUUGCACAGAAUUUUGGAUUAAGUAUGUCCUUGCUAGAAAGACUGUCAUCAAGAGAGCUAUAUCUGAGAGAUGAGGAUGCUUUUGGUGCCUGUGGAGCAUAUAAUCCCUUGUUGAUCACAAAACUCACAAAGAACUACAGGUCACAUUCUGCGUUACUUGCCUUGCCMUCUAAAUUGUUUUAUCAUAAGGAGCUAGAAGUUUGUGCAGAUACUUCAGUAGUAACUUCUUUGUUGAAUUGGGGGAAAUUGCCCAGGAAGGGAUUUCCAUUCAUUUUUCAUGGAAUAAGGGGCAAUGAAACACGUGAAGGCCGCAGUCCUUCAUGGUUUAAUCCAACUGAAGCAGUUCAAGUAAUGCAAUACUGUUGCCAGCUGGCCAAAAGUGAAAACUCUGCAGUAUCAGUGACAGAUAUUGGAGUGAUUGCACCAUAUCGUAAACAGGUGGAAAAAAUUAAAUUUCUUCUCAGAAGUAUUGAUUUAGGAGACAUAAAGGUCGGCACAGUAGAAGAGUUUCAAGGGCAGGAAUACAUGGUUAUCAUCUUAUCAACAGUGCGAUCUCAGAAGGUUUUAAUUGAUGAUGAAAAAUACUGUUUGGGCUUUCUCUGUAACCCAAAGAGAUUUAAUGUAGCAAUUACUAGAGCAAAAGCUUUGCUGAUUGUCGUGGGAAAUCCUCACGUUCUUGUGAAAGAUCCCUGCUUUUGUGCCCUGUUAGAAUACAGUUUAACAAACAGGGUUUAUAUAGGUUGUGACCUGCCCUCAGAACUGGAAUGCCUGCAGAAGUAA
Messenger RNA from Malurus melanocephalus (red-backed fairy wren), 3438 nucleotides. It is a transcript of the gene MOV10L1, whose product is annotated as Mov10 like RISC complex RNA helicase 1. The record is from RefSeq and is a predicted model, not a curated record. NCBI's taxonomy places the organism in Eukaryota, Metazoa, Chordata, Aves, Passeriformes, Maluridae. Gene Ontology annotation, molecular function: helicase activity; ATP hydrolysis activity. Bases 52 to 3438 code for a protein of 1128 amino acids. The transcript has 25 exons.